Dracunculus medinensis (Guinea worm) is the source of this 372-nucleotide messenger RNA. The record is from the annotation of a GenBank genome assembly. NCBI's taxonomy places the organism in Eukaryota, Metazoa, Nematoda, Chromadorea, Rhabditida, Dracunculidae.
AUGAAUGAUUUACCAUGGAAUGAAAGGUUAACAUCAUCAUUCUUAUCGGUGCCAGGUGAUAACUCUGAUGAUACUAAUCAUGACCUCCUUAUUAGUAGUUCUUAUUCUUAUUCAUCAUUAUCGUCACCAUUACGUUCAUCUUCACCACCAACACCAAGAACUACACCAUUAGUAACAGUGUCAUCGUUAUCGGUUUCAACACCAUCAUCUUCUUCACCAUCAACCGUAAAACAUUGUUCAAAGCGUUCUGUAACGGCACCUCUUCGUCAUUUAUCAUCGCUUUUCCAUCAUUUGCUUCAUACGAAAUUAUCGAAUCGUCAUCGUCAUAAUUAUCAUCGUAAAUCAUUUUUGAUUAAUUAUGAAAUGAUGUAA